AUGAAGUUCGCCGAACAUUUGGCUGCUCAUGUAACGCCUGAAUGGCAUUCUCAAUAUAUUCGUUAUGAUGAAAUGAAAGAUCUUCUAAAUGCUGCUGUUGAAAAAGCUCAACCGUUUGUCGAUGAUCAGGAUAUUGUUUUACGUGAAAAUUAUUUUCUAAGAAUUGAUGAACAUUUUUUUCAAACUUGUGAGAAAGAAGCAACAAAAAUUAACACAUUUUUUUCUGAAAAAUUAGCAGAAGCAUUAAGACGAUUAGAAACGUUAAAAACGGAAUUACAAUUCAUGACUAAACAUGAACAUCAUCGUCGACAUAAUCAAAGAAAUAGUAUGACUGUUGAUGAAGAAGGUGAUUUGAGUACAGUUGGAAUGACAAUACAAAAAAAUCAUCAUGAUGGUCUAAUGGUUCCAUUAGCACGUGUUCUACCAGAACGACUUAUCGAACGUACAAGAGAAAAACGUCAAGAACGAACACAAUUUCGUAAAAUUCAUGAUUUAAAAUUAGCUUUUAGUGAAUUUUAUUUAAUGCUUGUUUUAUUACAAAAUUAUCAAACAUUAAAUUUUACCGGUUUUCGUAAAAUAUUGAAAAAACAUGAUAAAUUAUUUCAAACAACACGUGGAGACGACUGGAGACGAUUACAUAUUGAUCAAGCACCAUUUUAUACGACAAAACGUGUUGAUCAAUUAAUUAAUGAAGUUGAAACAAUGUACACCGAUGGAUUAGAACAAGGAAAUCGAGCAAAAGCAAUGAAACGUCUAAGAGUACCACCAUUAGAAGAAAAACAAUCACCAGCUGUAACAUUUCGAGUCGGAUUAUAUAUCGGUAUGCUAUGUUUAUUAGUACCAACAGUAAUUACUUUGGGUGCAACAUUUCGUGAUAGUCAAUCAACAAAACCAUUAGCAUGGCGUCAAGCAUUAUUAUUAUAUCGUUCAACAUUCCUAAUUGUUUUACAUAUUGUUCUAGUUGGUAUUAAUGUCUAUGGUUGGUCAGCAUCAGGUGUUAAUCAUGUACUCAUAUUUGAAAUAGAUCCUCGUAAUCAUUUAACUUAUCAACAAUUUUUAGAAGUAGGCACAUUUUUAUUUGUAUUAUGGUUUUUAAGUUUUACAGCAUUUAUAUUAACAUCUUAUUAUGAUUUUCAUCCAUUUGCCCAACCACUUGGCUUUUUAACAUUGAUCAUUUUAUUUCUAUUAAAUCCAACACCAACAUUAUAUCAUCAAGCACGUUUUUGGUUUUUACGUACAUUAGGUCGUGUAAUUAUGGCACCAUUAUUUAAAGUUGGUUUUGCUGAUUUUUGGCUUGGUGAUCAAUUAACAUCAUUAGAAUUAAUAUUUUUCGAUAUGGAAUAUUUUAUUUGUUUUUAUAUAUAUGAUGUAAGUUGGUGGCCAAUGUCUGGUACUCCAACAAUUAUUCGUGGUAUAUUUUGUAGUGGAUGGACACAAAUUUUAUUUCAAACAAUUUUAAUAAUAUUACCAAGUUGGUUUCGUUUUUCACAAUGUUUAAGACGUUAUGGGGAUACAAAACAAAAAUUUCCACAUUUAUUAAAUGCUGGUAAAUAUGCCAGUGGUUUUUUGGUAGCGGGUGCUAAUUCAUUACGCCGUGCAACCAUUUUAGACUAUACAGAAGAACCAAUAAGAAAUCCAUUUCUUUAUUUAUGGAUAGUAACAUCAUUUAUUGGUUCAACAUAUAAACUUGUUUGGGAUUUAAAAAUGGAUUGGGGAUUUUUUGAUAAAAAUGCGGGUGAAAAUAAAUUAUUAAGAGAUCAAUAUGUUUAUCCAUCUAAAAUUUAUUAUUAUAUUGCCAUACUUGAAGAUAUUAUAUUUCGAUAUUUAUGGAUAAUUAAUAUAUUUCUUCAUUUUAAAUCACGAUCAGCUGAAUAUGCUGAUGUUGUCGGUUUUAUAUUUGGUCUCAUUGAAGUAUUUCGACGUUUUAUAUGGAAUUAUUUUCGUUUAGAGAAUGAACAUUUAAAUAAUUGUGGACAAUUUCGAGCAGUAAGAGAUAUUUCAAUUGCUCCAAUAAAAAAUAUAACAGAUUAUUCAACAUUAGAAGAUAUGAUGGAUAAAGACGAUGGAAUUAAAAAUCGAAAAAAUUCAACAAGACAUGAUUUAGUAAAAAGUAGAAAAUCAGAAAUAAAAAAUAAUAGACGACAAUCCAUGACAACUACAAAUGAUAAAAUUAUCUAUGAUGAUCAAAUGACAGCUAUAGCUGAUACACCCAUGACAAUAUUAGAUGCUGAUACAACAUUAUCAUCGACACAGAUAAGUCCCAAUGAAGAAAAAGAUUAUGAUAUUGAUUGUGAACCGAUACUUGUUAAAGAUAACAGAUAA
Didymodactylos carnosus is the source of this 2322-nucleotide messenger RNA. Lineage: Eukaryota; Metazoa; Rotifera; Eurotatoria; Philodinida; Philodinidae. The record is from the annotation of a GenBank genome assembly.